This is a messenger RNA of Auxenochlorella protothecoides, 525 nucleotides long. RefSeq lists its product as hypothetical. The record is from RefSeq and is a predicted model, not a curated record. NCBI's taxonomy places the organism in Eukaryota, Viridiplantae, Chlorophyta, Trebouxiophyceae, Chlorellales, Chlorellaceae. Bases 1 to 525 code for a protein of 174 amino acids. The transcript has 3 exons.
AUGGCCCGCGCUGCGUAUCGCCUGCUCGACCUGGCCACCGGUGAGGGCAAGCUGAUGGGCCUGGAAUGGGGUACGGGCACGCUGACCCCCCUCUUCCUCCAGGGCAAGCUGGCGGGCCUCGUCAGCAUAGAGCACAACGCCACCGUGGCGGAGAUCGCAGCGCGCGUCAAGCAGGAGAAUGCAACACAGCUGGAAAGCCGCUGGGCACAGCGCACCGCUCCCCUGCCAGAUGGUUCAGAGCCGGGGGAAGCCCUGCAGGCCUACCUCGACCUCGUCAAAGAUGGGAAACCCCAGUACCAGGUCAUUGGCAUCUCUGGCCCCGCUGCCAUAGCUGCACUGGAGAGGUCUGUGGCGCUCCUAGUGCCCAAGGGGGGCAUCAUCAUGAUGCUGGGCCAGGGGGAGGCGGAGCUGCAGGCGGCAACCGCCCUGGCGCCAGGGCACUGGCCGCGGCAUCACAGCGGCACUGCGCGGCGCUGGACCCUGAUCUGGCUUUCCUGCUCUGCGCAGGACUGCCACGAGAAGUGA